GAGAGGAAAGGGAUAGGCAUAAUAUGAAAGCUAUAGAGGAUGGAUUUGAUCUGUUGUUGCCACACGUGGAAGUGAAAUGAAUCCAGCAGAACACUGGUUGCAACGGAUUUCAACUAUUGUGAGAGCGUGACAACUGCCUUGAGGAGAAAGAACUAUAUAGUCUGCCUACCUCAGAUGGAACAUCACCUUUAGCUUUGUGCACUGAAAUAAAGGACAAAGUAAACAGAUUUUUCAUCAUGGAUUGUCAAGAAAAUGAGUACCGGAACCAAUGGGGGCGCUGUGUCACCUGCCAAAAAUGUGGCCCUGGACAGGAGCUCUCCAAGGAUUGUGGUUAUGGAGAAGGUGGAGAUGCAUACUGCACAGCCUGCCCACCCCGAAAGUAUAAAAGCACAUGGGGGCAUCACAGUUGUCAGACUUGCAUCACCUGUGCUGUCAUCAAUCGGGUCCAGAAGGCAAACUGCACAAAUACCUCUAAUGCUAUCUGUGGAGACUGUCUGCCCAGGUUCUACCGAAAGACACGCAUUGGGGGCCUUCAGGACCAAGAAUGCAUCCCUUGUACAAAGCAGACUCCUUCUUCUGAGGUUCAGUGUACCUUCCAGUUGAGCUUAGUGAAGGUAGAUGCACACACUAUUCCUCCUAAGGAAGCCACACUUGUUGCACUGAUGGGCAGUCUGCUAGUGGUGUUUUCCUUUGCCUUCCUUGGCCUCUUCUUCCUAUAUUGCAAGCAUAUCUUCAACAGACAUUGUCAAUGUGUUGCAGGAGGUUCCUUGCAAUAUGAGGCUGAAAAUGCAGUGGAAGAAGAUUCUCUUUUCCCCAUGCCAACUGGCCAGGAGACCAGUCCAGAAUUUCCAGUGAAUGAGAGCAUCUUUGAGAUUAAGCCACUUAACUCCAUCCUGGAUGACGACUGCAGCUCCACUCGUGGCUUCCCCACACAGGAGUCCUUUACCAUUGCUUCGUGUGCCUCAGAGAGCCAUUCUCAAUGGGUCCAUACCCCCAUUGAAUGUACAGAGCUGGACUUGCAAAAGUUUUCCAGCUCUGCCCCCGGGACUGGAGUUGAAAACUUGCGAGAGAACACAGCUGAAAGCUCCGGAGCGUUAUGUACCAUUUGAAGUUCCCAGCCUUUAACUUUACUGAGGUCUCUUUUCUUCUUGGCAACCUUGCAAGUGAUUGUUGCUCGACUUUUCUGUUCAUCUAUUCAGCAACAAUAGCAUGGGCCUGGGAUGUAGGUCCCACAAUAACCCCAUACUCUAAAAAUGGGGUAUACAGAGCACCAUCCUACCAGAGGAUUAAUUCCCCACCAUUUGUCCUAGACUGAACUUGAACAUUUUUUUGUUUGUUUGUUUUCUUAUUCUAGUAUGGAGAUCCAGAUUCCAUAGCCACUGGACUGUUGGGCACAUUCUUUCUGUUUAAUUAUAACAGUGAGGGGAAUAACAAUGAAUGGGGUCGAGUUUUCCUGCCUGUAUAAGUUUUCUGCCUAUAUUUUUUGACAGGUAGGCCUGAAAUAAGAGGUAUACAGACUAUGUUGUCAUCUACUUACCACUUUAGAGAGAAAUAUGACACGCUUUCUCUUUCAGCUUUCUUCUUUGACUCUCUCUUCCACCCUUCCUACACACACCUCCACACACACAAAGUGAGGGGGGAGGCCUGACGUCUUGAUUCUACAACACAUGUCCUACACUUUUAUAACUGUGAUAGCUGUGACACCAGCAUGUUUGUUACAGUCUUCAUUCUCAAAGACAGGCUACCAACACUCUCUAGUGGGGAUUCAAAUCAGUGCCUUUUAGAUUUUUUUAACUGUCUUUUCCUAAAUUUCUUUCAAUCUUUUUUACUCUAAUAUUCUUACCCUUAUCCCCUUGCAGUCAAGUCUUGACUCCGAAGUUUCUCAGGUGCAGGAGGUAGUGCACUGCAGAGCUAAAUGGACCAUUUGGUGCUUUCUUGGCUUAGAGAAUAGUUAGUCCAUUUCUCUUAAGCCUGAACCUCCAGUUUCACAUGCUUCUUAACAUGAAUUGAAAACUUUUUCUCCAUAAUGUGUUUUUGUUUUGUUUUGUUUUUGUGGAACAUGGCAGAUGUGACCCUCAGGACUCAUCAUGUGACCAUCAUGUAUUACCUUUAAGUAUCUCUUUAUGUCCAAAAUGAACCACUAGAUUGUUCCUGUUCCCGCACAGUAGUUCCAGUUUAGAUGGGGAAAGAUGAUCAAAUGUGUAAAGCAACUGAAUCUUUUUGCUUGGGAGUAAUAUAAACUAUCCUGGAUGCUGGUGUGACUUAAUUUAUUAAAAAGAAACUAAAGAUAAGCACAAUUAUUCAUGGUCAAAUAUGUUAAGAUGUACUAAACAUCUGAGUGCUGAACUUUACAUUACUCGCAUUGUAGUUGUCAUCUACAUGACUCAUUAUACAUAUUUUGAUGUAGGCAGUGCAGGGAUUACUCAGUGAAAUAAUGAUGCAUAGCAAGUCUAUAAUGUUUUCAGUCAUUUCUCAUAAUUUGAUAUUUCUGGAUGACUCUUAAAAGGUACAAUAGCAGAUCAUACAAGUACUCUUCCAACUUAAAGAUGGCAGAGUAGUACUGGAAUUUUGAAGCAAGCCUGCAUUUCAUUGCAAGUCUUUUUCACAAAAAAAAACCCUAGGUAUAGGAAUUUAGAUAGUGUUAGACUACUUACCUUUAGCAUAAACAAGGUCCUAGAUUUCAUCCUAGCAUUGUAGAAGAAAAAGAUGGUUGGAGGAAGGAAAAAAAGAAGGAAAGGGAACAUUUCCACCACGAAAAAAUAUACCAUAGCCUGUAACCUGCUAAGUGCUUUGGAGGCUGUAGUAGAGUUUUUCACUGGAAAACAUCACAUGAGUUCAUCUUUCAUUAAGAACUAUUCUUACUUUUCUUAGCACCAGCUCUUAAAUACUGUUUUUAAGAUUUUUCUGCUUGCCUUUUGAUUCCCUUGAAACAUAGUACUCUGUAAGUCUGCUGGAAGGACCAGUAGAUGUUCAAAGAGCAGUGGUCCUGAGUUGUAGCAUAACAUAAAAGAAUUUUCAUAUGUGUCUCCUGGUCCUUGUAAAACCAGGCUGCAGUUUGAUUUCAGGACCCUACAGAACAUUUUGAGCCAAUUUUUCUUUUCCUAUGUCUGAGCUCCCCAACGAACCACCCAGCAGGCUUCUAAAGAUACCCCCAAACCCAUUCAGGGUUACCUAAGUGAGGAUGUGUAGGUUGCCUCCAGGUAUGGGUAUUUCUUUUGAUAUGCCAGUUUGAUACCUAAUGUACUGUCCAUUUGAUGGUUUUUGAAAGUACAUUUUGGCUUUACGUCUUACUUACACAUUUUAAGAACAGAGAGACUCAAAAAUAUUCUUGCAGAUUAUAUUAUUCUUCUUUAUCUCAGAAUCUUUCUGAAACAUGUACAGCUAGUUUCUAUCCUUACAAGCUCUUGGUGGUUAAGGUAAAAUGUGGGCUUCAUCACCAUGUCUUCUACUUAACAGACAGUGUUCUAUACAAGAUUUCUGUUUUUCAGAUUCUGUUAAGUGUAUCUUUAAUAACAGCUCAUCCACAAAUGCUGAUUAAGGGCCUUAAGGUCAAACAGCUCAUAAGUGUGUUAAAAGCACAGUAGAAAAAUGCUAAAGGUCCCAUUGUACUUUUCAAGGGAUUAAAAGCAUUUGAAUCACAAGCCUGUACUAGGCAACCUGGUCUCAUGUAAGCAAUAACAAAUAUGAAUGAGCAAAGGUACAGACCUUGGUCUUUGGGCUCUCUGUAUUUUUUAUUCUGGGAUAUUUUAUUCGUAUCUCACCAGCUUUAAUUAGUCAUAUCUAUACUUCUGGUGAAGAACUAACACCCAAUUUGAGGUGGAUUCAGUUUAAGUAGGUUCCAGGUGUUGAAAGGUCACUAUGUGCCUGCUUUAAACUCAAGUCCAUCACUGCUUCUCUGUGAAAAAAAUUGAUGAUAAAACAGCAAGAACAAUGUAAUUAAAUGACCCAGGCGCACCACUUAACUGUGUCUGUACAUAGCACCUAUACCAAGAAUCAUCUUUGUUCCAGUUUUCUUGAAUCAACAGUUGAUAAUUACUCUUGUUUUGCUUUGCUUUCUACAGUAUCUUGGGUAGAAGUGAAAUAAAGGAUGGCUUAUUUCAUAUUUGUGUAUUGGUUCCAGUAGUGUCCUUAUAAGGUGGAACAACUUUGAAUAUUAUGUUUUUAUGUGUCGUCUAUUUGGUGAUAUAAGUCAUUUGAGGAAUUCAUUUAAAAAUUUAUUCAUUCUGAGCCUAGACAGUAGUUAGGCUUUACAUAUUUGAACUAGUAAAAGAAAGUAUUGUUUACAAGGGAGAGGUAGCUUUUUGGUGGAAAUGAGUCAGACUUCAAGGUUCACUUUUUUCCUCCACUUAAAAUUUUCCUGGAAUUUUGAAAGGUUGUACAUAGUAUGGAAGAACACUUUCUUCCCUAAGGGUGUUAAUAUUAGGUUUUAAGUAAUAAUGUCAAUACUAUACCACUCUCCCCCAAAAACAGCCCUGCCAUACUGAGAUGUCAGCCUCAUAGCUCUCAUUCAAUUUAUUGCCAAGGUCUUUGGUCAUUUAUGUUUAAUGUAGGUAGAUCUUAAUUGUUGUUUUCCUUAAAAUGAGCUAUUUAUAGAGAUUCUGUUAAAAAUUUUGAGCCAUAUGCGCAUGUGUGGAUUCUGAAAAAUUGUGUUUGGUUUAUAAGAAUCUGUAAACAAUUCAUAUUAAUAAACAGAAGUACAUCCAAA
Meriones unguiculatus (Mongolian gerbil) is the source of this 4705-nucleotide messenger RNA. RefSeq names its product ectodysplasin A2 receptor (gene Eda2r). The record is from RefSeq and is a predicted model, not a curated record. Gene Ontology annotation, biological process: tumor necrosis factor-mediated signaling pathway; positive regulation of canonical NF-kappaB signal transduction; positive regulation of JNK cascade. NCBI's taxonomy places the organism in Eukaryota, Metazoa, Chordata, Mammalia, Rodentia, Muridae. Gene Ontology annotation, molecular function: tumor necrosis factor receptor activity; protein binding. Gene Ontology annotation, cellular component: plasma membrane. The transcript is spliced from 8 exons. Bases 237 to 1109 code for a protein of 290 amino acids.